AUGUCAAACGUUCCACCUGAAGAAGAAUACGAAACUGAUACCAUUUUUUCGCAAGAAGGUGAAGUAUCCGAGAACUACCUGAAAACAAAAUUAUAUGAUCUAGACUCCGACUCGGAAGUUGUUGGAGGUUUCUCGACUGAACUUACAAACGAUCAGUUGGCGGGACUUGACGAUAUGGGAGUUCCAGUGCAUCGCCAAUCAAAUCUCGACAAGGAAAAUGGUGGAAUCCAUUUUAUUGUUGACGACCCACUACCAAUUUCCCAACUGACAUUUCAACAGUUGUCUCAAAGAGGUUUUGGUGAUGCGGAAGGAGACUUGUUCGAUAACAAUGAAGACUUAUAUGACCUAACCCAAGAUAGUUUUCGAUAUGGUCGCGUUUCUUCUGGUGCGAGUUACAAUAUUGUCACCGGCAAAAUGAAGAACGAAAUUCUUGAACAAGUCAAAAAAAGCGAUGAAAUAAACGACACAAAAGUGACUGUUGAUGAGAACACACACACUGUUACCACAGAAGUUUCUAUUAAUCUGGGAGAUGAUGGCGAUGUUACCCACGAAAAUUUAACUUUUGAAGACCUUUACGCAGAACAAGUUCCCAAGUAUUUUGACUACAUGCAGAAAUUUCCCGAAGUCACCGAUGUUUGGACUUUGUUUUUUGAUAACAAAUCAUAUGAAAAAAUGACAACAUUCGAUAUUCAGACCUGUCUCUGUGCUGCAUUAAACUCGAAACAUCUGAUGCUGUUGUGUAUCGGAGUUGAUAACACCGACCAAGUUACCGGAAUAGAAAUGAGUGCUCGCGAGCGUGUAACAUUCAGAUUGGCGUUGACUCGCGCUGUCGUCAGCGAGUUCCAGCCACCAUUGGUCAAACUACCACCAAACAAAAUAACGGGUGUUUCUGCAAUGAAGAGAGACAUCGCUGAGCUUACAUCAAUUGUUGAUGUUCUUUUUGUUCCCGUGUUCGGAGGCCCAGGAAACCCCGAGCUCUCCGAAAUUCGUGAAGGAGAGGCACCAAAACGCUUCGUAAUCAUCAUUCGAUUGAAAAAAGUUGUUGAAGAGGUUUUCCAAUUAUCAUCCGGCAGAAUUUUCUUCGAGGAAAACGGUCAAGUCUCUCAGCUCAAUUCGCUGGAUGAGGCUGCUCGUGUUUUGCUUAAAAAUGAGAUCGGCGAAAAACCAUUAAAAGGAAGCUUAUUCAAAUUAGAAAAUUAUGUCCCGGAGAAGAAUGACGAGAUUUUUGAUGAUGAAGAUAUCAUAGAGGUUUUCGAGAAAAGCACGGACGAUGAAGAAGAAAAAGAACAAAUCGAAGUCGAAGAACGUUUGAGAAUUGAAGUUACGGAGAAUACGACCGAGUUUCUUGAUAAGCAGCUUGAUUCCAUUACUGAAGACGUUAAGACAGUGUCAAACACCACCGAAAGCAUUUGGAAGCAUUUCAAAGCUGUCAAAAACAAGAAAACGGCGAUUGCAUGGGCCUUAUUCGGCGUCGCAUUCACCUACACUGUUAUUCGAGCCACCAAAAAAUCGUCAUAA
Caenorhabditis bovis is the source of this 1518-nucleotide messenger RNA. The record is from the annotation of a GenBank genome assembly. NCBI's taxonomy places the organism in Eukaryota, Metazoa, Nematoda, Chromadorea, Rhabditida, Rhabditidae.